This is a messenger RNA of Symbiodinium sp. CCMP2592, 7065 nucleotides long. The record is from the annotation of a GenBank genome assembly. Lineage: Eukaryota; Dinophyceae; Suessiales; Symbiodiniaceae.
AUGGACCCUGCUCUAAGACGCCGCAGACAGGAGCGGCAAGAGCAGGAACCGGCGAGCCCUUCUGCUCCGGAAGACGGGGCUCCUGAGGUUAAUCCGUUUUGGAGCGAGAAAGCGAAGAUGGAAAUCUCCAUCCAGAAGGCCCGUCCGCUGGACCUGGUGAGAUGCGAUGACGAGGUUUUGGAGCCAGAUUACAAUGCUAGCGGCAAGGGCCGAGGACUUUCCAGUUCACAAGGGAGUUCGGAAGUCAUUAAGGCUGCUGGGGGGCAGGCGACUGAUCCUGGGGUCAAAGGGCGUUUCUUUCAAGAACAAGUUGAGGAGAUCCAGAACUUAAGGAUGAACACUACAACCUCCUCUACCUGGCCCGAACAGACUGUACUGGGAAACUCCGUGCCGCAGACCCACAAUGAGCAGCCCGACUGGCUUACCAUGUCUCCUCUCAAGUCCCAACAGCAUGAAGCCUCUUUGGAAUCUGGAGAACAGCCCGAGCUGGCAACGGAACGGCGCUUUGUGCCGACAGCAGUGAGGGGUGAUGCUCCUGGCCUAGAGACUGCUCGGGACUCUUCGGAUUCUGGGGUGUCGGUUCCGAAGGUUGCGGGGGUUUCCAGGACGGCUUUGCAGGCCUUUGGAGAUUCUUCGGCAAGCCUCGAGAUCCCAGAGACCUCCACAACGUUCGGUACGGUCGCUUCAGAUGGAGGAGUUCCGAACAGAUCUAACUAUGUAGGAGAAGUAGACAGGAGUAGCCUGAGGGUAGUUCUGGAAGGGGCUGAAAGUGUCAGUGAAGGCACUGCAAGGAGGUCUAUCCCUCUGUCUCCGGAAGCCCAGAAAUCCCAGAAGAGUUCGGCCUACGAGAUCCCGGAUCCCUCAGAGCAACAUUUCGAAAUCGUUAGACUACGGUCUUUGGUUGAGCAUCUUCAUGAUAGGCUAGAGAAAGCUGAGGCUGAACGUAGUACGAGAGGAUCCAGAUCUUUUGGGUCGGCCUCUUCUGGGCAUAGGGUAGAGGAACUAGAGCUCAAGGGCCAAAGGGUAAACUUUCAGUCUGAGGAGGGUUAUCCUUUGCCCCCGGUGCCACCUCUGCCUCCUUUCGCCUCUGAGGGGUGGUCUUCCUGGAAUGCUUCGGACCCCCUUCAUUCCACUCACGACCUGGUCUUGGGUCAGGAACCUCCACGUCAGUCCUCCCUCGAUAUGGAUUUUGGCCCAUCUGUUCACUCCCCGAUGGCUUUUCCUGGGGACAAGGUGCCUUUGACUUCAACUGCGAGUGCUCCUGGGGCUACCCUUUCGCCUUCUGAGGUUCCGUCUAUGGACUUUGGACUUCACUCUUUUACAGGGCCCCCAGGAGUCCAAUCCUCCUCAGGGAUUCCCAAUCCCGUUUCUCCUUCCGAGGUUCCUUCGAUGGACUUUGGACUUCAUUCUGCCGCGGGUGCUGGACCUCAGUACUUCGCUCUGUCUCCCCGUGCCCAGUUGCCGACUUCGUCUGGGGUAAUAAGGGUUAUGGGAGUUAAUCAUAGCUGGAAGGUGGUUAACGGUUCGUUGGUUUUAGAGCCUAUGGACUUCGUCCCUCCUCCUCCUCCGCAGUGGACUUCGCCCUUGGUCGCAGCUCCGCCCACUCCUGGGGCGUGGAGCAACAGUCCAUCUCCUCCGAAGCAUCCUGCGUUUGGAGCACAACUUCCAGUGCCAUCCUGCCAUGCUGUCUCCUCCUGCGCGGGAGCGGCAAUGCCUCGAUACCAAUCGCCUCCUCCGAGGCCUCCUUCUUCUACUCCGCCCCCGAGCCCACCGGCCCCUUCGGGUUUAAGUCUUCCCAUAGCUGCCCCGCCGGUUGGAAAUAGUGGUCGGGUUGAUGUUAAGGACCUUAGGCCUGAGGCUGUGGGUAAACAUGUAAGUUCCCUACCGUCCCUAGAGGCCUAUAACCCUAACAACCCCACCGCGCUUGGAGAUUGGAUCGCAGUGGUCCAGCCGAUGAUUUCUUCACUGUCAGACACCGGAAGUGUCUGGUGGGGUUAUACAUACCAGGCGGCCAACCAGGCCUACGUGCGGUGGCUCUCCACUUCCCCGCUUGAAAGGCUGUCGAUCCAGAAGGAGUUUGAUCAAGUAAACUUGGUGCAGCCCCAGCAUGCCUUGCUGGAACAGCGAUGCGUGACCUUGAUUCUUCAGGCAAUCCUGGAUGCUGUGAGGGUUGACAUUGUCGCCUCACGCCACCUGAGUGUGGCAGGAAUGAUCUUUCGUCUGAUGACGGUGUUUCAGCCCGGGGGAGCGUCAGAACGAUCAACCAUGUUGCGUUUUUUGGUGACGCCGAAGGCUGCUUCCACUUUGUCGGAGGCUGCAAAGCUGCUGAGGCAGUGGACCCAAUGGCGGAUGCGCCUGAAACAACUGCAUGCAGCAGAGCCUGACACGACGCUUCUGGUUAAGGGUUUAGAUGUCCUGACAGGAAAGGUGUUGCAGAAGCACUCUGCGAGCCUCUUCCGACUUGCCACUUUCCGUGAGCGGCUUGGGGUUGACUACCAGCCGACCUCCGACGCUGUGUCGGAGUUGUGUCGAAUGAUGCAGGCGGAGGUUGAGCACCUGAUGCACUCCACGGAUGACAAUCCUGUGAAGGAUGAGGUUCAAGGCCGAGGGGAUGAUGCUAAGAAGCAGCGCUUGCAGCGCUUGCAGACGUCUCCCAGUACCCCGAAGGCCAAGGCUUCUCCAGCGGGACCCAAGUCGCCGGGUGCAGGCAUGAAACCUUGCAGAAGCUGGCUAACGGCUGGCGGUUGCACGUACGGGUCGUCCUGUCAGUUCUACCACGACCAGGAUGAAGAAAAAAUGCGGGGCCGAUGCUUCUGUUGCAGUGCCGAAGAUCACUGGGCGGACUCAUGCCCGGCAGAGGCUGCAGCUCCGAGUCAGGGGGAUGGUAACGCAGCCAUCAAUGCAGAAAUCUUGAGUGUGCUAAGGUCGAUCAAGACCAAGGCUUUGCGGCUUAGUGCUGUGAGCAACCCGACUGGCUACGGCUUGUUGGAUAGCGGGGCCUCCGCUUCUCUCCGCCAGGCAUCGCCUCAGGAAAUCCAGGAGUCCCGCCCGGUGAGCUUGUCUCUCGCGAUCGGCGAGGCUCUGAUGCAUGUGAAUUCCGCCGGGACUUUGUUGGUCAGGGAGUCAGUGCAGCCAAUCUUGCCGAUGCAUGCGUUGCCGCUUUUGGGCUGUGAGAUCAACUGGACUGACCGGGGCAUUCACGUGCGGCAUCCAGGUCUCGGGAUUCUCCCGGUGAGACUCAAGGAUGGCACUCCUGAGUUGCCAGAGUUUCUGGUGCUUCGCCUGAUUGGCGAGUACGAGCGCUUCCUCUUGCGCCGUGAGACCUCAAGGGCCGUGUCGCAACAGCUUUGGCAGCGAUCAGUUGGCCAGGAGGAGGUUGGGCUUUCGUCCCUAAGGGAGUGGGUUGCAGCCCAUGUGGCGGCAGAUUCGUGCAGCGAAAGUGAGCUGCAGCUGAUCGUUAAGACCCUCUUUCCUGGGCUCCCAGAACGGUUAGCGUCUCAGGUUGCGGUGAGUCCCACCUUUGAUCCCUCCUGCGUUCCUUUCAACCGCCGGACCAGGAGACAGCUGUUUGACCCUCAGUUCCCAACCUUGGUGCAUCUGUUUGCUGGAAAGCAGCGGUGGCGACAUUCUGUCGGCCAAGUGCUUGAGGUUGAUAUCUCCAGGGGAUCGGACCUUCUUUCUGAUGAUGUGUUUGGCAUGCUGCUGCGGGCAGCCACCCUGGGUGUCAUCGAUGGGGUCGUAUGUGGCCCGCCAAGCAGGACCUUCAAUCCUGAAGCCCUGGCGUCCUCCUCGAACGGCUUGAAGUUCCGAGGGGAAGAGGGGGAUGAUAGGUUUGGAUUUUCAGACCUCAGCCCGUCCGAUCGUGCUUUGGUUGAUCGGGACACCCUGUUGUUCCUCCGGUCUCUGCUGUUGACCUUUGUAGCCUCGUGUGCCAAAGAGAAGUUCUUCAACUGCUUGGAAAUGCCUGAGACUUCCACUGCGUGGGAAUGGCCCGAGUAUGAGAAUGUUUCUGUGUGUCUGGGGGGAUGGACCGCCAGCUUCGACCAGGGUUUAGGUGGCCAUCCCUGCUCUAAGGCCACUGCCGUGUAUACCAGCAGCUUUCAGCUGUACGAGUCUCUUCAUGAGCUGAAGCUUCCUCCAGAGGUGAUUGAAGCCCCGGCUUCUAACUUCUACGGCAAGGAGUGGGCUCCUGGGCUUGUUAGCCGGGUUCUGCGGGCCUGGGAUGACUACUGCUGUGUCAGCUUUGAGCGCUUGCAGGCUCACACCGUGAGCGGGAAGGACUCCUUCUCAACUUGUGCCAGGAAGCCACUGUGGCUAAGAUGUCACCCGAGGUUUGGGAAAGGCACUGCCAAGCAGAUCAUUUGCCGUGUCGCAAUGAUUGCCCAAUUUGCAUUCAAGGAGCUUCCCGCGAUCGCUCCCACUUCACGAAGCAUCCGCAUCUGUUUGAGCUCUCCAGUGAUGUUGCGGGUCCGUACCACAAGGGCCGUGACUUUGGAGGUUGAUGAGGCUAAGGCCCAGGAUAAGGAGGAUCCCCAUGCAAGCUUGAUCUACCAGCCGGUGUACACAAAGCUUGGGGAUGACUUCCUUGAAGAGCCAAGCUCGGCCGUUGGGGUUUCUUCCACGCCGGGGGAGGAUGACGACUCAGCUCUUCCUGUGAGCUUUGAGGUUAAAUCUCCUCACAAGCCUCCGCCGCUUCAGCCUGAGGGCAGUGACUCCGAUGAUGGUCAAGAGUUUGUGACUUUGGUGUGGGCUGAACCGCUGAAGACCCGCCAGUCCUUCAAUGUGCAGCUUGCAAUCAUGCGUGCUGUUGCCCGCCUCCGAGCGUUUGGCAUUCCGUGCUUUCGCUUCCAUAGCGACAGGGCUCGGGAAUACUUGAGUGAUUCGCUUGAAAGGUUUCUGGCCGAGCAGGGCAUUCACUCCACAAGGACAGCCCCUGAGGAUCAUCCCUCAAACGGCGCCGCUGAGGUCGCGAUUCGAGAAGUCAAGCGAGCGGCCCGCAGAGCUCUUCUUUCGGCGAAUCUGCCUUCGUGCCACUGGCCCACGGCAGUGAGACAUGCCGGAGAAGUGAUGUGGCGUAAGGGCCUUGUUCGUUUGGGUGGUGCGGCCAGGUCUUUGCUGGCUUAUGGCACGCCUGUUGAGGCUCGCAAGCGCCUUCGCCACAGGGAUGUUUGGAUGUCCCGAACUCGGUCUGGAGUUCUGAUUGGCCCGGCUCCGCAGACCUUGUCUUCGUACCUUGUGCUGUUUGAGGAUGACACGGUGUGCAUUACGUCGGCGGUGUAUCCUGUUGAUUACCGGCCGCGCCCUCCGUCUGAUUCCUUGAAAGCUGGUUCGGAUGGGCCGGUUGACUUCCUGUCAGAUUCGGCUGACCAAUCACAGAUAACUGGGAUGCCGGAAGUUCCCCAGCAGGAGUUCUCGACCUUGCAAGGCCAAUCCAGCCCCUGGUCGGAGCGAUCUGCACUUCUUGAAAAAAUCAAGGCCACAUGGGAGUGCAGCGCAUUUACGCAUACUGAAGAUGGCCCAGUCGAAUAUUGCGGUCUUGAGAUUUCGGAGUCUGCUGAUGGUCUCUUGAUUGGGCAGACCAAGUACAUCAAGGAACUCUUGAAGAGGCACAACGUGCAGGGGAGUGCCAAGUCUCCAUGUGCCGCGUGGUCAGCCAACUUCGAUGAUGGCGAAAGCCGUGAUGACCCGGUUGAUCCGGAAGCGGUUAAGGCCGCUCAAAGCAUAACUGGUGAGCUACUGUGGCUCUCAGUUCGAGCGCGCCCCGAGCUGUCUUUUCCAGUCAGCCGCAUGGCACAGUUGACCACCAAGAGGCCAAAGGAUGCGCUAAGCAUUGGGCAGGGAGUGUUGCGUUUCUUGAAUUCUUCACCCCAGUGCAUUGUGUAUGGCCCUCCUCCUGGAGACUGCGGGGCCUCUCAACAGUAUCCGAGGCCGGUCGUUGAAACGACGUUGCAUGCUUUUGCAGACGCCUCUUUUGGGCCAAGUUCAGGCAGAUCCCACCAGGGUCUGCUAGUGUGCUGGGCUGGAGCUCCGCUCCACUGGGAAUCUGGCCGCCAGACGCUGACUGCUCUGUCAACCGCUGAGAGCGAGCUGAUCAGCUACGUCUGUGUUGUGCAAGCAGCUGAAGCUGUUGAGGCCUUGAUUGGGGAGAUCUUUCCAGAGCCCCUUACUCGAUCCCUCUUCGGAGAUAAUUCUUCAGCAAUAAGCAUUGUAAGCGGCCCCCCAACUUCCUGGAGAUCCCGCCACUUAAGACUUAGGUCCCAUGCCCUACGUGAAAGGAUCGAAAAUGGUGUUUGGACGGUUUAUCACUUAAGCGGCUUGCUGAUGCCCGCCGAUAUCCUUACAAAGGCGAUGACAGCCUCAAAGUUCGGCGACAUGUUGCCGUUUUUAGGGGUUAAGAAUCCGUCUGAGGAUUGUAGGUUGCGGCUAGCUGCAGUGCUGGCAUGCUGCGCCCUGCUUCUGAAAGGGCAAGGCUCUCCUGAGCCUGAGGGUUGGGGUUGGGUUAUAGUGUACCUUACGGUUGUGAUCUUAGCCUACGAGGGUUUUAGGUCCUUCCUUAGGAGGUUCUUAGGCUUAGUUGCGUACGUGUUCCCAGGCCUCGGUGCUCGAUUUCCCGGGGUUCUGGAUGUGCAUUCCUCGCCCGAUUCUGGGACCACGCAGCAGCCUGCCGCAAGCACCCCGCCUUCCUCCUUCACUCAGUUGCCAGCUCCUGGUGCUCGACUUCCCAGGGGUUCGUCCUCCUCCAUAGGUGCUCGACUUCCCAGUUUAGCCCCUUCAUCCUCUGGAUGUCCUUCGAAUCUCCGAUCUAUCGGAGUGAAUACCAAUCCUGAGGACUACGCUCCUCUUCCUCCUGUUCUUCCCGCUGCCCCUGCAGCUGCCUACCGUCACCCAAUCGACCUGGUGAGCCAUUCUACCUCCAGCGGCUCCCACUGGCAUCAAAAUCCCGAGUGCUACCAUCUCCGAAACCGGGAUCAUUCAUCACUGCUUCCGUGCAGUGACUGUGUGGUUGGCCGCACGGUCUUCCAUACCAAUCUCCCUACUGGACUUCGACGCCGCAGGGGAGGGUGA